AUUAAAAGAAGUCCGGCGCGUCGGCCAGGGCAGUUUGCUCGCAGACCAAUUUGCGAGAGCGUCGAUCGCGCCAUGACUUCAUUGUGAAUUCCUUUGUCUCUCGCUCUAGACACACCUGAUUAAUAUUCAGCGCGGACUGUCGCAAAAUUUAAGUUUCGAUCUCUCCCCCUGUUUUUUUUACGCAAACGAUCCAUCAUGCCAAAGACCAAUGUGUUUGCAGGUGUCAAUCUGCAGGAGUUUUCCGCCGGCUGCACCAACAGAAUGAAAAAUGUUCAAGCGCGCCAUGUAUUGUGUCUGCUGCUCUUCUUCGGCUACUUCAUGGCUUUCAUGCUACGAAUUAACCUUAACGUGGCCAUCGUCGUAAUGGUGAAGCCUUCGAACGCGACCUCCGGGGACCAAAGCCACUCUUCCUCGUCUGUUUGCGGGCCUCCGCCUCUUCCACAGACGCCGGCACCGCCAACAACUUUAGCACCCUUUAUCACUGAAACUACUUCUCCAGCGCCUACAAUUGAAUCUGCCACAAAUGAAACGGAUGAAGGGAAUGUAUCGUCUCCUGGCGCGCUCACCGCAGAGGAGGAGAUGGGCGAGUUCGAAUGGGACGAGUUGACUCAGGGCCUCAUCCUGGGCGCCUUUUUCUGGGGCUACCUGAUCUCGCAAGUGCCCGGCGGUCGCAUCGCGGAGGUCUACGGACCGAAAAUCGUGUUUGGCGUUUCCAUGAUCACCAACGUUGUGCUCUGCAUCGUUUUGCCGCUGGCGACCAGGCUGCACUGGAGCUGCUUGCUUGUCAUCCGAGCGCUGCAGGGACUCGCCCAGGGCGCUUUGAUCCCCUGUCUGAACGCCGCGGCCGCAACUUGGUGUCCUUUGGAUGAGAGGGACCGCUUCAUUUCGUUUGCAAUCCAAGGCGCCGUAAUCGGCUCUGUCGUGAGUCUGCCGCUGUGCGGCUUCAUCGGCGCCUACCUGGGGUGGGACGCGAUUUUCUACAUCUCCAGCCUGAUCGCUGCGUGUUGGUGUGUCGCUUGGUGGAUGUACGCCGCAGACACCCCUGCGUCGCACCCCACUAUUACCCAGGAGGAGCUUGAGUUCCUCAGGCAAAAUAUUCCACAAAAGCCAAAAGAGUCAUUACAAGUGCCCUGGCUGAAAGCUUUGACUUCCGUGCAGUUCUUGGUUGGGUGCAUCGCCAAUAUAGGAAAUGACUACGGUUUCCACACUCUACUCACUUACGCGCCCAAGUACAUGAAAAGCGCCCUGGGAUUUGACCUCCAGAGGAACACGUUGCUGGCGAGCGUGCCCUUUUUGUCCCAGUACAUUUUUGCCAUGAUCUAUGGUACCAUCAUGGACAAACUGCUGAAGCGGGGCUAUCAACUGAUGGUCGUCCGAAAACUGUCCGUUGGCGUCUCACAUCUGCUACCGGCCAUUGGUCUGCUUUGUCUUGCCUUUUCGGGCUGCUACGUCCCACUGUCGGUCGGCAUCUUAUCCUUCUCCGUCGCCAUGGUCGGCGCUUUUUCUUGCGGAUUCUUCCAAAAUCCCCUUGACAUUGCUCCAAACUUUGCAGGAAGUCUCACUGGAGUGAUGAACAUGCUCGGCUCAAUGACAGGAGUGAUCGCCUCCCCGGUAGCAGGACUUGCGCUUCAAAAUUAUGGUCCACUGGGAGGUUGGCAAGCGAUUUUCCUGAUUUCGGCCGCGAUUUACGCGCUCAGUGCAUUGCCCUAUCUGCUCGUGGCGACGGGACAGGUGCAGCCGUGGAACGACGAGACCAAAAAAGACGACACAUCCACCAAUGGCGAAAUUGUGCCCAUGAAUGACGUCAGCCACAUCGCCUGAUAAACUGAAUUAUUAUACCUCUGCUCUCAUACUGCACUCAAUAUAUACAUGUAAUGUUACGCAGGAUAAAUGUUUAGAUUUAUAUUUAUGCGAGUGGUAUUGCCGAGUAAAAACUAAUUUCGCUUCUAUUUAUCGUGAGCAAGUUUGACACCCACACUUUAGCUUUUGUAAUAGAUUUUUGAAUUUAUGUGUUCAUUAAAUUUUGAAAUUUUUUUUAAAACAAA
Messenger RNA from Neocloeon triangulifer, 2045 nucleotides. RefSeq names its product sialin-like. Bases 196 to 1821 code for a protein of 541 amino acids. Gene Ontology annotation, biological process: monoatomic anion transport; transmembrane transport. The transcript has 10 exons. Gene Ontology annotation, molecular function: transmembrane transporter activity. Gene Ontology annotation, cellular component: plasma membrane. The record is from RefSeq and is a predicted model, not a curated record. NCBI's taxonomy places the organism in Eukaryota, Metazoa, Arthropoda, Insecta, Ephemeroptera, Baetidae.